Messenger RNA from Caenorhabditis elegans, 1984 nucleotides. RefSeq names its product BBSome complex member BBS1 (gene bbs-1). Lineage: Eukaryota; Metazoa; Nematoda; Chromadorea; Rhabditida; Rhabditidae. The record is from RefSeq and is marked reviewed. Gene Ontology annotation, biological process: non-motile cilium assembly. The coding region runs from base 69 to 1799 and encodes 576 amino acids. The transcript is spliced from 9 exons. Gene Ontology annotation, cellular component: BBSome; cilium; axoneme.
CUCUAAACAUUCCUCCUAUUUCUAUUCAUUUUUUUGUCCCUUCUUCUGUGCUCCAAAAUUAACAAAAAAUGGCCAAACCAGUGAAUGUUAACCAGAGCAAAUGGACGGUCCCAGUUCUUUUGAAGGAAUGCGAAAUAUACUGCCCAUCGACAUGUGUCGCUUUUGGGCCAAUACUCUCGGAUAAUGAUUCUAAGCUGAUAAUUGCUCAUGGAGGACAUCGUGGAGUGAAUAUGAAGCUUAAAGUGUUUCAACAAUUGGAGCAACUCUCCGAGAGCUCACUGGCUGAUAUGCCGACGGCUCUUGUUCAUUUUAUUAAUGACUUGUCCUCCAUCCCAUCCAUCGCAGUUGCCGCAGGACCUUCCCUUUUGAUCUACAAGAAUUUGAAGCCAUUUUACAAGUUCACAGUACCCAGCUCAGCAAUCAAUCCUACCGAAAGCGAGGCCUGGAAGGCUGUUGUGAACAAAAAGAUCAAUGGAGACACCCUCCUAACAGUUCUAAAACGACUCGAGGACGAUGUGGCGUUCUCCAAGUUGACACCAAUUUCCCAGACCUACUUGAGAGCUGAUAAGGAGACACAGGUGGUGCUGGUCGAGCAUUACGGGACGAAGAUCGCUAAUUCGGCCACCAUAACAUGCAUCGCAAAACUGACAAAGUCGACUGCGGAGCCCCUUGACAUCCUGGUAAUUGGCACAGAGCACUGCGAGAUUUUCCUGAUUGACAGUCAGGCUUUUACGAUUUUGGAGACCAUCAAGAUCGGAUCAGUUCCAGUCAACAUAUGUGCUUAUGGCACCUACGACGUGGAUUACCGGCUCUUUGUGCAAACGCGAGCUUCAUUGAUCUUCUGUAUGAAACGAGGUGAAGCUGAUUAUCAGCCAAUUGUCAUUUCACAGAGUAUGAUUACUUCGAUGGUAUUGGUUAAUAAAAUGAUCGUUUACACAACCGUCGAGAAUUUGAUACAUUUCGCAAGUUUUCGCGGAAAAAAGAUGAACACCGUCAAGUGCCCGUCCAAGAUAAAAAUGCUCGAACCCUUCAUCUACCCCCUAAAACAGCUGGCUGCAGUAAUUGCAGUUUUCGAUAAGGAAAUUCGAAUGUACAAUGAACAUUACCUUCUGGAUACUGUACAAUACGAAAAACCGCUUGCAUGGGUCAAAUAUGGAUGUUAUGGAAGAGAGGAUAGCACUCUGGUAGUGGCAUUUAAAGACGGCUCCAUCGCUAUUCAGAUAUUCCGGAGAAAAGCGAAUUUCGAUACAAAAUUGGAUUAUAACCAGGUCCCGCAGGCCCAUGCUCUGAAGCUUCAGAUUCCGAAAAAGACUAAAGUUUUCAUUGAUCUUACUCAGCGGGAGGUUCAGCUAGGGAAUAGAAUCCAUAAGGUGUACCAAAAAAACCUGUUCGAUGUGAAGUACCGGCUUGCCGCCAGUUACCUAGAAUUGACAUCCAGCGCAUCGGCCACCGUAUCCACGACUACUGUACUUCCAGUCGAGAUUUCUGUGGAUAUUCAUGGAUUUGGGCCUACGUUCAGGAUGACCAUACAUCUAUUGUCCUCUAGCAAGCAAAACCUGUACGACAUGCAUCUUUCGAUAAUCUCUGACCCGGAACUCUACGAUUUUGACACUCCACUAAUCCCAGUUCACUUACUGGCUUCCGGACAAUCAUACUCUUUCACAACAUUGCUCUACUGCAAGGAUCCGGAGAAGGCCGCCAACUGCGAUGUCCGAGCCCUCCUAGUCCAUGCAAAACGGGCCACACCAAUUGUGACUGCGGUCAUCAAGAUGCCCUUCAGCGAAUUUCCACUUGAUUAGUUCCAGUUUUCCCCUUAUUGGCUCCGAUUUGUGUGCUCGCUGAGCCCAGAAUCAUGCCAUGAUGUGUUGGUGGUGGUGUGCUCCUUAUCACUGAACUCUUAUCAAUUUUUCUAUUUUUCCGCUAUACAUAUAAAAAUAUUGAAUAAACCAGACUCCGGCGCGGACAACGACUGGCACCGUUUUAA